Messenger RNA from Sphenostylis stenocarpa, 318 nucleotides. Lineage: Eukaryota; Viridiplantae; Streptophyta; Magnoliopsida; Fabales; Fabaceae. The record is from the annotation of a GenBank genome assembly.
AUGAAUUUUACUCACCACCGAAUUUCACUGCAGAACUCGCUUUUGGGAAAGUUUAGAUUAGGGGAAAAUUUGCUUCCAUGUAAGGUUGAAGAAGACCACCAAACUCAGCGAGGAUUUAUGGCUGGUAUACAUGUCACUUAUCAACCCGUUGUUCUGGAAGCGAACCAAAGUCCCUGGCUAGAAAGAGCAAAAGGCCUACCAGAAAAGUUGUCUAUUUGCAAAGAUUGGUUCUUUGCUGUCACAUUGGCUGGCUUCAUACUUUACUGUGGAAGAGCAUUUGAGCAGGUCAAACGUGUUGUUCUCAUAUUCCUGUUGUGA